AUGGUCGUAAAUUGGAACAGUCGUCCUCUGAGCUGAGUUUUCGGUCGCCCUUCAACACAGAAAGAGUGCUCCUCUCGGCCAAAACAGACACCAACCCAGCGUUAAACCAUGGCAGGGGUACUUGCACGGAAAGCUAUUGACCACCUGAAGAGCAAAGAGUUCAGGGAUUAUUUGACGAGGUAUCAUUUCUGGGGUCCUGUAGCAAACUGGGGUCUUCCUAUAGCAGCCAUUUCAGAUAUGAAGAAGAGCCCUGAUAUUAUCAGUGGCAGGAUGACCUUCGCUCUGUGCUGCUACUCACUGCUCUUCAUGAGGUUUGCCUAUAAAGUGCAGCCACGCAACUGGCUACUGUUUGCCUGCCAUUUGACCAAUGAGUCAGCACAGCUUAUCCAGGCCAGUCGUCUCAUCAAAUUCAAUAUGGAGAAGAAGACUGGAUCUUAGUGGCAGAGUGAAGCAGCUGCAGAACGUUCACUGCAGAGUGACACCACAAAGCUGCUUCAACAGCCAACUAAACCUGGACAACAAAACUAAUGCAUCUAAACCUCUUGUCUAAUCACCAAAACUGUGGCACUUCCACCAUUUUUAAACUCAUGUUACCACAAUUAAUCCUCCUCAUCAAGUUUUAGUCACUUUUACUCACAGACAGAAAAAAAGAUGCUUUUCUUCAAGAAUAAAGGUCAACUGCUGUAAAAAAAAAAUUUUUUUAAAGAUAUUUGCAAUAUUCAUAACACAUUGACACACACAAAUACACCUCCUGUGAAUGUACUCAGCUAACCAGCCUGACAGUUAGCUGCCUAUCACAUUGGCUGUUGCACACUCUCACACUAGGCUAAAGCAAUCAUUAUUCAACAAACAUCCCAUUUUAGAUCAUCAGAAUUAUUAUUUUUUUAACUUUAGGAAUGGCUUGGUAAUUGAAAUAUUGAUGAUAGUUCAUGGAGAACUUCACCUGAGGUCAGUAUGUGCAAAUAUGUCCACAUAAGGCAGAUUAUCACUUGCGAAACAAAUGGACUUUCAUUCUUUAACCUUUACUUAAACACAGAGGACACACGGAGAGCUAAGCUUUUUGUUGUGCUGUGGAGCAAGAUUUCAUGCUGUACAAUGAAAACAGAGUUUAUAUGAUGAUCUGAUUUGGCAUGGUUUAAUGAGAGUAUAAUAAAUAAGACAAGCUGUUUCUGUCUGUGUUGACCAAACAUGUACAGUGUGUUGUUGUCAUGUGUCAUUCUCAUUAAUUUAUUGUCAUGUAUAAUUCAUAUUAUUUUUCCCUAAUUAAUUAUUUGAUUUUCUGGGUUUGUUCAAAUAAACUGGCUAUAACCAACUUGAACAGAA
This is a messenger RNA of Centropristis striata (black sea bass), 1323 nucleotides long. It is a transcript of the gene mpc1, whose product is annotated as mitochondrial pyruvate carrier 1. NCBI's taxonomy places the organism in Eukaryota, Metazoa, Chordata, Actinopteri, Perciformes, Serranidae. Gene Ontology annotation, cellular component: mitochondrial inner membrane. The coding region runs from base 109 to 438 and encodes 109 amino acids. Gene Ontology annotation, biological process: pyruvate import into mitochondria. The transcript has 4 exons. The record is from RefSeq and is a predicted model, not a curated record.